GCGGUCCCAUAUAAAUACUCUCUUGCUCCGUUACAGUGUCAGUUAUUGCAAAAUACCAGAUCUCAGUGUACAACAAUGAAUUGUCUUACCACCCUGUUUGCAAUUUGCUGUUUGACAGUAACAGCAAAGGCAAGGCCUGGUUACGACCAUUACGGAUCACACAAUCUAGGAGGCAUACCAGAUACUCGUGAUUAUAGUAUUCUCAAGUACCCAAAGUACGACAUCUUGGAACUCGGUGAGUACUCCAAAGGUCAUCUUCCAGGAGAUGAAAUCUAUGUUAACAAGCACGUCAUCGAACACGUUCCUGAACCGUACCCUGUAAAAGUACCAGUACCUCACCCUUACCCCGUACAUAUCGAAAAGCCAUACCCCGUGGUGGAGACUAAGUACGUCAAAGUCCCUCACGCAGUACCCUAUGAGAUCGUCAAGCAAGUGCCAAUCCCCGUGGAAGUACCGAAGCCAUACCCAGUACCUGUUGACUCUGGUCACAACGAAGACUCGUACCAUGCAGGGUCACAACAAUCGUUUGGGAUUCAGAAUCAUACCGACGGGUUAGAAAACGCAGGUGGAGAAGUGCAGCAUGUAAAUUCCUUUGAGAGUCAAGGAGAUGAAGGAUAUCAAGUCCAUCAAGAGGGUCAAUGAUAAUGAUGAAGUGAAUGAACAGUAGGCAAUUUAGGACGCGAAACCUACUUUAGCACUAUGACUGAUUGUUGAUACUAUGUUGUUGUUA
Messenger RNA from Leptinotarsa decemlineata (Colorado potato beetle), 730 nucleotides. RefSeq lists its product as uncharacterized. Lineage: Eukaryota; Metazoa; Arthropoda; Insecta; Coleoptera; Chrysomelidae. The record is from RefSeq and is a predicted model, not a curated record.